UUGAAUUAUUUUGUUGAUUGAAUAUAGCCCAAAAAAAAAACAUUGAAAAUGAAACUUAUCGCCAUUCUUUGUCAUCUUCAUUGUUUCCAUUUUUAUAUUGCUCUUGUUCAUCUACAAGUAUUGAUGACACUUGGUGCUCGUGUUCCAUUAGCAUCGGUUAUGCCUUUUCUUGCAGCAAAUUCUUAUUUAUAUAAACAACAGCAACAAUUACAACCAUAUAAUGGUUAUAUUUACACACCUUAUCCGAUUUAUUAUCGUCAAACUUCAUUACGUGGUGGUUAUUAUCCAUGGACAACUGGAAUGAGAAGAUAUCCUCCUAUCUAUUCGAAUAAUGGAUAUGGUUCUAAUGGAAUGUAUCCACCGAAUGGAAUGUAUAAUGGCAACUAUGGUAAUAAUUAUUAUCCGAAUGAUUAUUAUGGCAAUUCUCAAUAUAAUCGAGGAGGUGGUAAUAAUGGUUAUGGUACUAACACUAAUGGACGUGGCAAUACUGAUGAUUAUGGAUCCAAUUCAUAUGACGGAAGUAACACUGGUGGUAAUAGUUAUUCACCAUCACAAAUGAAUACUCGAAAUAAAGCCGCUAAUCGAGGAUAGUGAAUUUUUUUUUUGUUUAAUAAAUGAAAUUCGCUUUUAAAUCAUAUGCUGCCAACAGAUGGCAGCAAUGUUCAAAUAAAAAUUUUAUUUUUUUCAA
Molecule: messenger RNA, 688 nt
Organism: Dermatophagoides farinae (American house dust mite)
Lineage: Eukaryota; Metazoa; Arthropoda; Arachnida; Sarcoptiformes; Pyroglyphidae
Source: RefSeq, a predicted model, not a curated record